AUGGCUACCCUGCGUUGCUUGUGGAUAAUAGCCUGCAGCAAAUGCAACAGCAACCCAACAGGGGGCCCCCAGGGGGGCCCCCUUGGGGGGCCCCUGGAGGCCCCCCUAGAGGGAAUAAAGCAUAGGGUAGGGUUGCCGCUGCCUUCUGUACGAGCAGCAACAUUAAGAACUCCUAAUAGACAUACUAGAGCUGCUGCUGCUGCUGGUGCUGCUGUCCCUGCUGCUGCUGCUGCUGCUGCUGGUGCUGCAGCAGCAGCAGGAAAGAAUAGAGGAGAGCGCCUGCAGAAGCAGCAGCAGCAGCAACAGCAGGACGAAAGAGCUACAGGAGAGGCAUCGAAAGCUGCUGCUGCUCCUCCUGCUGCUGCUGCUGCUACAGGCAGCAUAGAGGACCCAGCAGCAGCAACAGGAACAGCAACAGCAGCAGCAGCAGCAGCAGCAGGAGUGUCUCCUAAGGAGCAUCUGUCAUCUAAGAUAGAGAAGAGUCGUCUCCCUCCUACUAACGAGAAGAGAACAACAGCAGCAGCAGCAGCAGCAGCAGCAGCAACAGCAACAGCAACAGCAGCAGCAGCAACAGCAGGAGGAGGAGGAGGAGGGCGAGUUGUUACAUCAGGAGGCUUGUCAUUAUCUGCUGUAUCUCCUGCUGUUGCUGCUGCUCCUGCAGCAGCCGCAGGAGGAGCAGCAACAGCAGCAGCAGCAGCAGCAGCAGCAGAGCAGCAAGUAGUUGCUGCUGAUGGCUGCACUGCUCUUUUGCUGCCCCCAGAGGAUGAUGUUACUUGUGCUCCUGCUGCUGCUGCUGCUGCUGCAGCAGCAGGUGGGGGGCCAGGGUCGCUAGCAGCAGCUGCAGCAGCAGCAGCAGCAGUGGAUUGGGGAGCACCGCAGCAGCAGCAGCAGCAACAGCAGCAUUUGUUCUUUCAUGAUGUGCAGCAAGAAUUAAAAUUUAAGGAACCAACGUGGCCUUGUGGGCCCCUGCUGCUGCUAGCUGUCCCCCAGCAGCAGCAGCAGCAGCAACAGCAGCAGCAGCAGCAGCGACGGGGCACUCAAGCAACAGCAGCAACAGCAGCAGGCAAUUCUGCUGCUGCUGCUGCUGCAGAGACAUGCCGCUUUGAGGGUACCGGUUACUCAGGUGUCUCUUCUGCAGCAGGAGUGGAGAAUGCAGCAGCAGCAGCAGCAGCAGCAGCUGCUGCUGCUGCUGCAGACACAGGGUUCUUAUGGCCAGUAGCAUUUGUUAAGAGGAGACUAAAUAGGGAAGGAGACGUUUGCUGCUGCAGCUGCAGCAGCAGCUGCAGCACGGAGAUAUUUGCUGUUGCUGCUCUGUCCCUUGAGGAGGACAUACACCCCAAGGAGACACUACCCCAACAUCUACAAUCCUUCAAUUCCUUGCAGCUUGCUGCUCCUUUUGGUCGUCCUGCUGCUGCUGAGCUGCGGCGUCUGCUGCUGCUGCUGCGGCAGCUGCAGGCAGCACCCCCUGAUAGUCUUAUUACUAUCCCCUUAGAUAAAUCCCUCAGCACUGCUUCUCCUCCUGCUGCUGCUGCUGCUUCUGAGCAGCAGCAACAGCAGCAACAGCAGCAGCAGCAGCAGCAGCAGCAGAAGUUUGUGCUGCCGCCUAGGCCUGUGAUGGAAGGGCCUCCGCAGCCUCUGUAUAAACUGAGGGAGGCAGCACUUGCUGCUCGGGGGCUGUUGGAGCCUACUCCCCAGCGUCAAGAUGUACGGCGUUUGCUGCAGUAUUCAACCUGUGGGGAAACAGCAGCAGCAGCAGCAACAGCAGCAGCAGCAAAUGUGCCGCCGUGUCUUCGGCGGUUCCAGCUGCAGCAGUGGAGAAAGGAGCUGCAGGAGCAGCAACUCAAGCAGCAGCAGCAGCAGCAGCAACAGCAACAGCAGCAGCAGCAAGCCUGCUGCAGUACAGAGACACCAAGUAACGUUGCAGCAGAGGGGGCUGCUUCUUUGCCUGCAGGUGAUUGCAGCAAGAGGGAUGCAGCAGCAGCAGCAGCAGCAGCAGAUGCUGCUGCUGCUGAACCCCCUGCUGAUACAGCAGCAGCAGCAACGGGUGCUCCUGCUCGCAGCAGCAGCAGCAGCAGCAGCAGCAGCAGCAGCAACACGGCCGCUCUUACUAGGUCUCCAGUAAGCCCGGGGGCAAAAGGAGACAGUUCAGGGGGUCCAGCUAGCCCCACACCUAAUCAGCUGCGUGGAGACCGCAGCAGCAGCAGCAGCAGCAGCAGCAGCAGCAGCAGCAGCAAGAAGGUUGGGGAGACAAUAGAGAUACAAAUAAAGGAGACAUUUAAUUGCCAACUAAAAGGAAGCGAAGACAUGCAGACACUGCAGCAGGAGACAUCUGUCUCUGAGCGUAUGGAUGCUUCUGCUGCUGCUGCUGCUGCUGCUGCUGGUGGGGGUGCAGCAGCAGCAGCAGCAGCAGCAGCAGCAGCAGCAGAUGGCCAGCAGCAAGGUGCAGCACCAAGUGUCUCUAUAAUAGCGAGGCCUCCUUCUCCUUCUUUUACUCUCUGCAAAUAUUUUACUCCUUCUAUUACUAAACCUCCUAUUGCAGGUGUAUAUCAAGUAAAGGAAGUAUGCCCUGGUUUGCUGCGUCUGCUGCUGCAGCUGCGCGUUAGUGCAGCAGCAGCGCGGUGUCUCUGCAGCAUGAAGGUUUCUCUCCCUUUUAAUCAUAAAGGAUUUAUUACUAAAGAUGAUCUUAAGGUCUCACAGGUCAGCAGCAGCAGCAGCAGCAAUAGCAGCAGCAACAGCAGCAGCAGCAGCAGCAUAAGUGGUGAACCUGCAUACUCUUUGUCUCUUUUAGGGGAGCUAACUGUCUCCUUAAGCAGCAGCACGACACCGCCUCAGGUGUCACUGCAGCAGCAGCAGCAGCAGCAGGAACCCCCGACAGCAGCAGCAGCAGCAGGCCUGUUUUGUAAGGCAGAAGAGAGACAGCUAGUUAAACAAGCAGCAGCAGCUGCUGCUGCUGAUCUCCCUCUUGUUAUGCAGCGCUAUGUGCUGCAGCAAACGUUGCUGCGACUGCAGCAGCAGCAGCAGCAACAACAGCAACAGCAGCAGCAGCAGAAACAGCAACAACGACGCCAGCCAGUGAGGAGGACACCACCUCAGGUGGUUGCUGCAGCUGAAGACCCCAGCGCCACUCGCAGCAGCAGCAGCAGCAGCAGCAGCAGCAACAGCAGCAAUAGCAGCAGCAGCAGCAACAGCAGCAAUAACAGUAGUAAUAAUGGCGAUUACAAGGGCAUUGCCGACGUACACGGGCGGUCUAACCAGUGGACAAGAGACGAGGGAAAAGACCCUAAUGCACAGGGGCCCCUAACACAGCCUAAGGGGGCCCCUGUGGGUACCGGUCCUUCUCCUGCUGCAACUGCUGCUACAGCAGCAGCUGCUGCUGCUGUUGCUAACGCCACUGAGCUCUGCGGGGGCCCCAAAUGCCUUGAGGCCAAGGGGCCCCUCCAGUGUAUAUCCCGUUAUCCUCCCAGCAGCAGCAACAGCAACAACAGCAGCAGGAGCAGCAGCAAAAGCAGCAGCAGCAACAACAGCAGCAACAACAACAGCAACAGGAGCCCGAGACCACGGCAAAGACCGGAUCUGUCCUCACUGGAUGUUUUUUCAGCAGCAACAGCAGCAGCAACAGCAGCAGCAACAGCAGCAGCAACAAUAACAUAA
Messenger RNA from Eimeria maxima, 3651 nucleotides. RefSeq lists its product as hypothetical. NCBI's taxonomy places the organism in Eukaryota, Apicomplexa, Conoidasida, Eucoccidiorida, Eimeriidae. The transcript has 10 exons. Bases 1 to 3651 code for a protein of 1216 amino acids. The record is from RefSeq and is a predicted model, not a curated record.